AUGAGCGUCCUGCCCUGCGGCCUGAGCGGGCUGACAGCAGAGGGCCUGCGGAUGAGCCGGGACCCCCGUGGCUGUGCGCCUGAGGGGUUGGCCGGGACUCAGCGCUUGCUUCCACCGCUGGCUGCGCGGGCGUCUGAAACGUGUGCGUGCCGUGGGGGCGGGGUGUGCCCAAGACCCUCGGGUCGGGAUGCCGGGAGCCGCUGGCAGAUCCCCGCCAAGCGCUCUGAGGUCCCCCGGACAGGCCGACCAGGGCCGUGUGUGCCAACCAGCAGAGGGAAGAGGGCGCUGCACGACCUGGAGCAGGUGCGUGAGGCCGCAGGACAGGGCUUGCGCCGCUCCGUGCACACCCAGGCCCAGGUUCAGACGAAGAAGGAGGAGCCCCUGCCGCCCGCCAGCAGCGAAAGCAUCCCCGCGUUCUACUUCCCUCGCGGCCGUCCCCGGGACACCGUGAACGUAGACGCGGUCAUCGCCAAGAUUGAGCGGACUUUCGCCCAGUUCCCGCACGAGAGGGCCACCGUGGAGGACAUGGGCCGCGUGGCCAAGGCCUGUGGCUGCCCGCUGUACUGGAAGGGACCGCUCUUCUGCAGUGCCGGGGGAGAGCGCACGGGCUCCGUGUCUGUGCACAAGUUCGUCGCCAUGUGGAGAAAGAUCCUCCAGAACUGCCACGACGACGCGGCCAAGUUCGUCCACCUGCUCAUGAAUCCCGGCUGUAACUACCUGGUACAGGAGGACUUCGUCCCCUUCCUACAGGACGUGGUGAACACGCACCCGGGCUUGGCCUUCCUGAAGGAGGCGUCUGAGUUCCACUCCCGCUACAUCACCACCGUGAGUACACAGACAGAGUCCGCUGCCCCCGGGUGCCCGGGCUGUGGCCCUUCCGACCCCGGGUCUCUCACCUGUGAAUAAGGUAGGAGGGUAGCAGGUUUGUUGGGUUUGUGUUGGCAGAACGUGGCACUCUUGGAAGAGGAAGCAGACAUCAACCAGCUGACAGAGUAUUUCUCGUACGAGCACUUCUAUGUGAUUUACUGCAAGUUCUGGGAGCUGGACACGGACCACGACCUUCUUAUCGAUUCCCAGGACCUGGCCCGGCACAAUGACCACGCUCUGUCCACCAAGAUGAUCGAGAGGAUAUUCUCAGGGGCAGUGACCAGGGCCAUCGGAGGCCACGCGGUGGCCGUGACCGAGGCCGCGCGGCCACCCCUGCUCCAUCCGCAGUCGCAGGGGAAAAUCACGCUCCACGAUCUGAAAAACUGCAAACUGGCCAACGUGUUCUUUGACACCUUCUUCAACAUCGAGAAAUACCUCGACCAUGAGCAGAAGGAACAGGUGUCCCUGUUCAGGGAGAGUGAGAGCGAGGGCCCCGAGCUCUCCGACUGGGAGAAGUACGCGGCUGAGGAGUACGACAUCUUGGUGGCCGAGGAGGCUGCGGGAGAGCCGUGGGAGGACGGGUACGAAGCCGAGCUCAGUCCCGUGGACCAGAAGCUGAGCGUCCUGAGGUCUCCGCUGGCCCAGAGGCCCUUCUUCGAGGCGCCCUCGGCCCUGGGCACCGUCGACCUGUACGAGUACGCGUGCGACGACGCCGACCUACAGCCCUCGUGA
This is a messenger RNA of Puma concolor (puma), 1599 nucleotides long. NCBI's taxonomy places the organism in Eukaryota, Metazoa, Chordata, Mammalia, Carnivora, Felidae. The record is from RefSeq and is a predicted model, not a curated record.